AGAAUGAAGCCCGCACCGGGGGCGGCUCGGCGGGGCGGAGUCAAAGCGCAGGCAAGCUUAUUCCUGGAAAGCGUGUAGAGAGAAACCAGCGCUCGAUUCCCGGGAGCGCGCGCCGCUUCAACGAACGCAGAAGCCAGCGGGCGGGCACAGAGAACAAGAGGAGGGGCGCGCACACAGAAAUGCACGCACACUUACACGCGCGCGUACAUCGGAAUAAAAAAAAAACACCCAAAGUAUAGAAGGAUUAUUCGCCACGAAGAGUCGCGUUUCGGGCUGUACGCUUGUUUUAAAAAAUUGCGAAAGGAGACUUUGUCGGGGAUCGCUUGCGCGCGUGCACGUCGUCCGGAGUCAGUGACGUCAGAGCUGCCAGUGCCGAAAGGCGUUCUCGGAAUAGACUUCUAGGAAACAGUCAAUUUUAAAAAAGCCAAGACUUUUCGCUGCGCUCCCUUCGCACAUUGGAAGCUCCCGAUUCUGGCGACAACACACUCCACAAAACGAGGCCGCUAAACCGGACUCUGUUAUUUAAAAGCGAGGAGUGCGUUACGACUGGAAUUGGAGUGUGGCUUGAAGAAGUAGUAUGAUUCUCUGUGUGCCAGGUCCCCGAGGUCUUUUGCCCACUGCUCCAACGACUGAGGCCCCCCACAGGGGCAUGCGGGCAGGGACGGUCGCGCCAACGCCUUGCCUCCAGAGCAGCACGUCACUAUGGGAUCCCACCAAGGAUCUGCAGGCCAUUGCGAGCAACUUCUGCCACUUAGAAACAUCAGGGUGGUACUGGGGAGCUAUAAGUGCGGCCCAGGCGCACGGUGCACUUCAAGAGGCCUCUGAGGGGGCUUUUCUGGUACGAGACAGCAGCCACCCUUUGUACAUGCUCACCCUCUCCGUCAAGACGGCCCGCGGUCCCACCAGCAUACGCAUCCAGUACAGCUGUACCCGCUUCUUGCUGGACUGCAGCUCGCCGGCUCGGCCCAGCUUGUCGUCCUUCCCCAGCGUGCCUAGUCUGGUCCAGCACUACAUGGGACCGGAGAGGAGCGCGGCAGACGAGGAGGGGGGCACGGCGGCCAAGGAGGCUACUUCCAAAGUGACAAUCCAGGAGUCGUCGGCGUCUGUGGUGCUAAAAUUAAGGCGGCCCGUGUACAAGCCGCAGAGCCUGCCCUCCUUGCAGCACCUUACCCGCCUGGUCAUCAACAGGCAUUCGGAGCGCCAUGACCAGCUACCACUCCCAAGGCCUCUGCUGCGUUUCUUACAGGAAUACCCCUUCAAGGUAUGAGGCUUAUCUCAACUGCAAAGGAGGACAAACACACAAACUGUUCCUUUUAUCCCCCCGCCCCCCAUUCACAUGGAAAUGACAUUUGCUGCUUCAGAACUUUGGACACAGGGUCAUUAUUAUUUUUUUUUUAAACAUGUAUAAAUUGAGUUGAUAUCAGCGCGCAUGAGUGCGUGUGCGUGUAUGUGUGUGUGCGGAUAUAUCAUUUGGACUGGAUUGCAUGAGAUGUACAUACACUGAUUCCAUUUACAUACCUUUGCCGUUUUAUUUUUUUCAGUAAAAGCCUUUUUCUACCUUUUA
This is a messenger RNA of Hippocampus comes (tiger tail seahorse), 1564 nucleotides long. It is a transcript of the gene cisha, whose product is annotated as cytokine inducible SH2-containing protein a. Gene Ontology annotation, cellular component: phosphatidylinositol 3-kinase complex. Gene Ontology annotation, biological process: phosphatidylinositol phosphate biosynthetic process; intracellular signal transduction. Gene Ontology annotation, molecular function: 1-phosphatidylinositol-3-kinase regulator activity. The transcript is spliced from 4 exons. Bases 578 to 1267 code for a protein of 229 amino acids. NCBI's taxonomy places the organism in Eukaryota, Metazoa, Chordata, Actinopteri, Syngnathiformes, Syngnathidae. The record is from RefSeq and is a predicted model, not a curated record.